AUGUCUCAGCGUGCGGUCUACCCGUCCCCCUCUCCGCCACGUACACCUCCCUCCCAAACCUCCAAGUUUCGAUCCAAGCGUGCCUAUCCUGCCCGUCCGUCUAUCCGGGACACCUUCCCGGACGCCAGCACUCAGGGUAAUGCACCCAGGGCCAGCGAGUCGGGCGACGAGCGGGACCCGCAUGACUUGUCGUUGUCGCCCAAGCAUGCGGCCCGGACCUCCAUCGUCGAUAACAUGCUCUUGUCGCUAGACCAAUUUGAUGGACCGGGAUCAUCCUUCCUUGAUGACUAUCGACUCUUCAAUUCUGCCUUCGAACCCGACUCCCAAGGUCGAUAUCGUGGUCACACCUUUUCCUCCUCAAUGUCGUCCGACGCAGACUUGGCCCACGACGAUGCCAGUAGCAGCCGUUAUGCCACAGUGACCGCCGGUGGUCGGCGGAGCAACAACAGUUCCAUUCAUCAGACCGUGCCCAAAAGAAUGGGCAGCGCCCGUGGGCCCGAGUCCAUGGGCUCUAGAGGCGGCAUGAGUUCUCGAGUCAAUGAUGUGCGGCAGGGCAGCAAGGGUAGCUUUCACUCCAAUGGCGAUUAUUCAUAUCCUGUGCACAGGAGUCGUGCAGACUCGGAUGGCCCAUACCGACGCUCAGAAAGUUUUGACUGUGGACCGAAGAAGGCUUACAACCAAUUCGCCGAUCACGGUUCGGCCCAGGAUUCACUGUUGUACGACGAUGACGCUGCGCCCACCCCGAGCAUUCCCGCUGGUCCUCGCAAACACUAUGACUACAAGAUCCCGAGUACCAGUACAUCUCGGACCCCGGGAACAUCACGACGCAACAGCAUCAAAUCCUCCAGUGCUGCACCAGCUCGGCGCAAUCGCACUGAAAACAUCGGGACAGGCUCCCUGAAGCUGAAAGACCACGACUUCUUCGGUGAUCCAGAUUUGGACCCUCUCUCGAGCCCCCCAGCGGUUUUGGAUCCCCCAGCUCCCAGCCCAACUAUCUCUUACAAUAAGCCGGCAUACCCUCCCUCAGAGGCCAUCAAUCCAAGCACGAUACCAGCGUUGCCGCCAACCCAGCAAAGCCCGAUCGUUCAGAAAGAAAGACCAGGAUUCUUCCGUCGAGUCUUUGGGUCGUCGUCGAAAGCAUUCUCACCCGCAGAAGGGCCCGUCUCCACAACGAGCGAUCUGGCGCUCCGAACUGAUGGCGAGGGUAGAAAUCCCUCAGCCGCGACUGGGUCAUCCAGGGCUUGGGGCUCCCAACAGACGCGUCCCUCACAGCAGCAGCAGCCGCCGCCACCUCCCAAAAGCGCUGUCGCAACCACUUCCACGGCGGGUGCUCGUAAAAAUCCUCCACAAGUAGUCAGACAAAAGUCCUCUUUCUUUCGCCGGCGAAAGAAGUCGGUUGCUGAAAAUGUGCCUCCGCCAAUCAAGCUGCCUCAAGAGCUCUCCCCUAACACCCUGGAUAUGACGGGCCCUCAAGCAAGUCCCGUGAGUAGCUUGCGCCAGAUGAUGCACCAGUAUCUGGAUGAACCCGGUGCUUCAGCAGACACAGAUCGCAAAGGAUACUCUCACAAUGCUGAGAAUCAGCGCGUGGAGUCCGUCCCACUCGAAGCGAAGAGGCCCCCAGGAAUCGUCGCGGCCUCCGGCAGUAGCUCGAAGCCCAACCUCAAAAUCGAGCCCCAAAGCUCUUCUCAGGGUCCGGACUCGCGCGUGUCGACAGCGACUGGUGCCGGCGCAAGUAGCGACUCUCAAAAUGCAAGUGAUGUGGAGUCCUUCUGCUCCACGGAUUCCCCCUUGCAGGAGAAGAACUCUAAUGCCAACCCCUCGAACACGCUGUCCCCCGUCGCAGAGCAUCCCUCUCGCACCAUUCGUGUCUCAACCACAAUGGCGCCACCAGCUGCUCCUCAUCAGAACAUGGCGGCGAGCAGUGGGAGAUUGUUCUUGCCUGGAGACGUCACUAUUCCCCAGUCACCGGCGGCCUCAGACGUGUCGCAGUAUCUCACUGCAUCGAACACGCCCGUCAUUGAGUCUGAGGAACCUCAGAUCGUUGUGAAUGGUGACGAGUCAAAUUCCAAGGAGGAUAUGACCAACGGGCCUGGCGAUGCUCUGGAAGAUGGGCCUACAGCGCAAGACCGCGAGCAAGCCCAGAAGUUGUUUGAGAGUCAAGAGCAAAUGGUCGGCAAUGUACCAGCGGCUGCUUGGCUUGGAGAUCCUGAUCGAGCAUUGGUCCGAGAGGCAUACAUGCGACUCUUCAACUGGUCAAAUAUGAAUAUUCUGGCUGCGCUCCGAAGCCUGUGCCAACGCCUUAUCUUGAAGGGAGAGACGCAGCAAGUCGACAGAGUGUUGGACGCAUUCUCCUGCCGAUGGUGUGACUGCAACCCGAGCCACGGUUUCAAAGCUACUGAUGUGGUUCACACUAUUUGCUAUUCACUUCUACUGCUCAACACUGAUCUCCACCUGGCGGAUAUCGAGCAAAAGAUGACCAAGACGCAGUUUGUUCGUAACACGAUGCCCACGAUUCAUCGUGUGGCCAUCGAUGCGGCACCCGAGAGCUUCGAAACACUACGACCUCAGAAGGCCAGGAGCACCCCUACUGCUGAGUCGCUUCAUUCAGGGACCGGCCCAAGUCGCUUAUCCAAUAUCCCUGCAGACUCGAAUCAUGAAUCUUCGAGUGAUUACAGCCGUCGUAGUGCACCCGAGGCCGACGCGGGUCCCCUGGUCUGUUCUCCCUUCAAUGGGACCAUGAGAGCAUGGGAGCAGCAGGUCGAAAUGGUGUUGAAGGAUUUUUAUACUUCGAUCCAGCGUGAGAGACUGCCUCUUUUCGGCGCGCCGCGUGAAAGGGAGGUGACUCGGAUGGCGUCGAGUAACUUCUUGGCACCAUCGGCAGGCAAUCUUCGCCGUAGUCCAAGCACAAUCAGUAAGAGCGGCUCGGAUAUCUUCCCGCGUGGACGUUCUGCAGACUCACGCCACGGUGCCGCACGCUGGUCAUCCAAACCUCGCUCACGCGGAGCACGGCUCUAUCCAUCGUCCAUGAUGGGGUCUAGCCGAACCAGCUUGGACGACCAGUCCUCGGUUUGGAGUCCUGCCGCAUCCAGCACCUGGAGCAAAUAUUCGCUUGGAAAAUUCACCUCGGUGUCAGUGGAUUCAUUCGGCUCCGAAUACCCCCGAGGCGAGUAUCAGCAAUCCAUUGGGUUUGCCAACGCUUUGAGUCAGGCCAUCAUCCGAGAGGACUCUGCGACAUCGGUGUACAGCUAUGAGGAACCGUCGACUCCGCUCCUAGAAGAUGAGACCCUGGCGUUGGCGGGUGCUCCCUGGGCCAAGGAGGGUAGUGUUAAACACAAACACCAUCUGGACGCCGUUGAUAAACGUGCCAAGGAUCGGAACUGGAAUGAGUGCUUCGCCGUUAUCCAGCAGGGAUGGAUGCGACUUUUCUCCUUCAACAAUGCAUCCAAGACCAUGCGCCAAAGAGCCAAACAGCGCGGAGGUGUUGUGGUUGGUGGCGGCAACUGGACUGAAAAUGCCGAGGAGAUCUGGAAAUUCAUGCUUCGUCAGACUAUCGCGAGUGCGCUGCCAUCACCGGGAUACUCCAAGUCCCGUCCCCACGUGUGGGCUCUCAGUCUACCGACAGGCGCUGUCCAUCUCUUCCAGGUGGGUACGCCGGAGAUUGUCCGGGAAUUUGUCUCGACUGCGAACUACUGGAGUGCUCGACUUUCGAAACAGCCUCUGGUCGGUGGGAUCAGCAACAUCGAGUAUGGCUGGAGUGAUGCCGUCAUCAAUAGCGCUUUGAUCAACGGCGAGAGCCGCUCACCACCCACCUCGUCCGGCGCUGCACGCCAGAGUAUCCAGAGUUCCAUUCGAAGCUCUCUGGACCAUCAGGGAGUCGUGCGGCCCAAGCUUCCGGCUGACCGUGUGCACAUUAGCGACUGGAGUCCGCCGCAGCAAAGUAUGGUCGCCUCGCACCAGUCAGAAGAAGAGCAACUCAAAGCGCUGCAAACGUACGUUCAGAAUGUGGAGGAUGACCUUCAGCGUCACAACGAGCUUCGACCUGCCAUGAAUCUGGCGUUCUCACCACGGCAUCCAAACGCCACCAAGGCAAUGGCCAACUGGGAGCGCAAGUCCUCAUAUCUCCUGCGGGAGAUUGUCAAGUUCCGCACAUAUAUUGAUUCCCUUCGGAACGCCAUUGCGAAGAAGUCUGAGAUAUACUCCUCGACAAACAGUUAUUUCAACCCCGACCUUGACGGCACGGGUGCGGAUGCGGAUGCGGAUACCGAGGCGCAGCGAGACUCUGAUCAACCUCAUUAG
Molecule: messenger RNA, 4296 nt
Organism: Penicillium diatomitis
Lineage: Eukaryota; Fungi; Ascomycota; Eurotiomycetes; Eurotiales; Aspergillaceae
Product: Sec7 domain protein
Exons: 2
Coding region: 1-4296 (1431 amino acids)
Biological process (GO): regulation of ARF protein signal transduction
Molecular function (GO): guanyl-nucleotide exchange factor activity
Source: RefSeq, a predicted model, not a curated record